UCUUUAUUUUCAAAUAACAGAAUAAUAUGGGAUUUGCGAGAGCGUUUGUAUGUAUUCUUCUUAUUCUUGGCCAAUCUAAAGGAGGAUACAUUGAGGAUAUCACCAUUAUCGGGGCCGGUAUUGGCGGUACCUACACAGGAUGGAGGCUAAGAAACAAAGGCCUCCGGAUAGGUAUUUAUGAAUACUCUAAUCGUGUUGGAGGCAGGAUGUAUACCAGAACUUUUCCAGAUGCACCUGACCUUCCUGUUGAUUUUGGCGCCAUGCGACUAAGGCCUGCAAACCACCUAAGGAUGAUUAAAGCUGGCAGCGAAUUAGGAUUAACAUUUGUACCUUUUGUUGAGGAAAUGGGACGGAUUCCCGAACGCACACGCCUUUACCUACGAAACACCCACCUAUCUAUUCCUGAGCUAGGGAUGUCAAGAACCCCUUACAGGCUCAGGCCAGAGGAAAGAAGAAAUCCCUCAGAAUUACAAAGUUGAGUAUAAUAAAGGUCAUUAUCUGAAUGGUUUACAAACUAUAACGGCUCUGAUCCAAAUACAGAACUUUUUACUGCCGUCACUCUUAGAGAUGGAAUACCUUUAUAUUACCAGAGCUAUAAAGAAGUCUUACGAAAAACUGGAAUUAGCAAUGAGGCAUACAAUUACAUAUUUGACAACAAUUUAUUCCAAUUUGGUUUUGGUGAUGACCAAAGCAUUGUGCGAUUCCCACGAACAAGACGAGGGUUCGAAGAGAACGCAAUUCCCACUGGACUUCCACGGGUGGUAUCUGUUCCCACAGGAAUGGGUUCAUAUCCAUUAGGAUUUAUGAGACGAUUUCUAUCAUGGAACCGGAGAAGACACCAGUAUCACCCAAACAACCAACUAAUUAAAAUAUCCAAAAUACAAAAAGGACUCUACCGACUGAUAUUUAGAAGAACAAGAACGAUCAAUGGCCAAACUAUUCCUACGAAGAUUUACUUCAGGAUAAUCACACGUAAUAUAAUACUAGCCUUACCAAAGAUAGCCAUUCAACGGAUUCAGAUGCCAAACUCAAACAAUCCUAUUUUUCAGUCGGCACUAAAUUCGAUAAUUGAUGUUCAAGCAUCAAAGAUUUUUCUUGUGUACGAUUAUCCUUGGUGGCUUAAUGAGCGAUACAAUUUCACGUUUACCCAUGCAGAUCUUCCGUACAGGCAGUCUUUUCAUUGGGGGCUUUCUCGCACUGGUAAGGCGGUUUUUCUCAUGUCGUAUGCUGACUUUGACGAUGCAGCGUUUUGGAGUCAUCUGCAAUGUAGAGGUAAUGUCAUUAGCAAAAGGAAUGAUGAUACUCGGGUAACCGACGAAGUUAUACGACACGCACAUAGCCAGAUUUCCAAAGUUUACAAAAUAGACUCCAGAUAUCUUCCUGCCCCUGUGGAUGGAAUGAUGUUUGUUUGGGACAAGUAUCCCUAUAAUGGGGGAUGGGUAUCUUGGAAACCUGGAUCAAGAUGGUACGACAUCAAAAACUAUCUGACAAAGCCAUUUCCUCAAGACAAUAUAUUCAUUGUCCAUGGUUACUGGGGGGCGGAACAUAACGGUUGGGGAGAGAGUUCGUUGGAGGCGGCUGAUGAAGUAUUAACUUACUUUGGUGUUCCAUCUUAUCUUUCUAAUACCGCUAAAUAGCAUAAAUAAAAUAAAAUAUAUGUGUUGUUCUUUUUUGUUUGGGGUGAUAUCGUGUUAUGUGUUAAUAGCUUUCAAGAAAAUUAAUGCAACAUUCUAUUUGCUGAGUCAGCGAUGCAAAUGCAACUUCUUAUGGACAACUUCAAUUGAAAG
Saccostrea echinata is the source of this 1787-nucleotide messenger RNA. RefSeq names its product achacin-like. The record is from RefSeq and is a predicted model, not a curated record. Lineage: Eukaryota; Metazoa; Mollusca; Bivalvia; Ostreida; Ostreidae. Gene Ontology annotation, molecular function: oxidoreductase activity. The transcript has 5 exons.